ACUCAUUCAUUCAUUCAAUCUCUUACACUUGACUAGGACGGCACCCUAACCCUGCAUCUCCUCACUCUACCCCUUCAUCAAUCCAUCACUAUCUUACCAUCAUGGAAAUGGCACGACAAUGGACAAAUUGGUUCGUUGGCUCGUGGCUAACUAACUGGAUUGAAGGCUCCACAAAUUGUGAUCUAGAAUUCGAUGAGCUGGACGACAACCACCAGGAAUCGGCUGGCAUACUGACGGCUACAUUGAUAUCCCUCAGCAUGGCCGGAUUAUUUAUUUGCAUCAAUCUCUUUACCAAUGGUCCCAAGGCUCAGCCACAGCUCAAAUCCACAGCCAGGACAACACGACGACAAAGGCAACGAGAACGUCGUAAUUCCAAUCCAGAGCAAAUGCUCAUCCUGACGGAGCUUCUAACCACAACCGAUGAGGAGAUCGAAAGUCGUCCUUGGCAUGAUCUCAUGCCGACAACCGAUGAUGACGAUGAUGUCAUCGAUACAUCACAAGUUAGGCAUAGGAGUAAUACCUUCUUCGAUUUGGUUGUAGACACGGACUAGAUGAACCACCCCCGCCGUCGUCCGCCAACUUUACCCCUUUUGUUGUUUAUCAAAGUUUUCAACUAAAAAUUAAAUUGUAAGUUUGCAUCACAA
This is a messenger RNA of Drosophila willistoni, 644 nucleotides long. RefSeq lists its product as uncharacterized. NCBI's taxonomy places the organism in Eukaryota, Metazoa, Arthropoda, Insecta, Diptera, Drosophilidae. The record is from RefSeq and is a predicted model, not a curated record. The transcript has a single exon. The coding region runs from base 102 to 551 and encodes 149 amino acids.